Messenger RNA from Cottoperca gobio, 1535 nucleotides. Its product is annotated as stonustoxin subunit beta-like. The coding region runs from base 193 to 690 and encodes 165 amino acids. The record is from RefSeq and is a predicted model, not a curated record. NCBI's taxonomy places the organism in Eukaryota, Metazoa, Chordata, Actinopteri, Perciformes, Bovichtidae. The transcript is spliced from 4 exons.
CUGGUCAUAAAGGUGAAGUUUACGUCUUUUCCUGUAGUGAACUGAGGUGAAGACGGCGAGCCAGACUAAAUAAGCGCAUUUAAAGACUUGUUUUGAUUAAUUUAGACCGAGACAAAGCUGUCCGAGUCGACACAGGCAUCCUGGAUAAGUUUUAACCAGCGUUAGAGAGAAGGAGCUACACCCCCAGCGUCAAUGGAAAUCUCUGCACAAGACCAGCAAGUUCCCCCCUCCCGUCCUGUGUCCACGCCUGCUCCUGAUGAUUCACUGACAGAUGAACCUCAGACCAGAGCAGACUUCUUAAAAUAUUACUGUCACCUCACCCUGGACCCAAACACGGCGUACAGAGAGCUGGUUCUGUCUGAGGAGAACAGAAAGGUGCAGCUGUCCGAUUUAGUCCAGGAAUACCCUGAACACCCGGACAGGUUCUCUCACCUCUACCAGGUGCUGUGUAAAGAGGGUCUGUCUGGACGUUGUUACUGGGAGGUGGAGUUUGAAGGUUCUGUUGAAAUAGCGGUGGCGUACAGAGAUCUGGGCAGAUCGGACUAUUAUUCCGAAUGUGCGUUUGGCUGCAACGACAAAUCCUGGAGUGUAGACAUAAACGGAAACGAUAAAUGUUUCAGACACAACGAUGAGGAGACUGCGGUGCCGGAGCCUCAGUCCUCCAGAGUCGGCGUGUAUCCUCGAUCAUAAGGCAGGUAGUCUGACCUUCUACUGCGUCUGUGACACGACGCUGCAGCUGCUGCACAGAGAAGAAACCACGUUCACCAAGCCGCUCUAUCCCGGGCUGUGGGUCAUAGACACUGCCCAGCUGUGUGACCUGCAGUAGAGGUCCAGCCAAAAAGUGUCUCAUGGUGGACGAGAGGGGGGGGGGGGGACAUGGUGCCCCCAUGUUUGAUAAAAUCACAGCAAAAGCGCCCUCUUAGAUAAAACAUGAUAAAGUGCCCUCAUGGAUUACUGAAUGGACUUACCAGGGAGGUAAAUAAAAGAUAUAUAUUUUUGAAUCAGAAAGACUGUUGGUGUUAAUGAUGGGUUGAUUUUAAACAAAUCACAAUAAUAAUGUAUCUUUAAAAUUUUAAUUUCUAGUCAUACUAGAGCCAUGGCUCCAUGUGUGUAAAUGUUGUCGGUCGGUUCAUCACUUCGGAAGGAUUGUCAGAAAAUGUUCAGUCAUGUUCCCCAGCGGAUGAAUUCAAAUGACCUCUGAACCCAAAAGGUUGGAUGUUUCAGUGACAGAGCACCUUAUUUGUUUUCUCAGCCACAACUGAGUGACAUGUGGAGCUAAGUUAAAUUAUUUUGUGUUACAUUUUUCACACUGCAUUUUACAGACAUUGCUUAAUUGGGGUACCAGUUGCAAUGUCAGUGUCAUUAACUGUCAUGUUUCUUGUGUCACUUGAUUACUGAUUGUACCUUUUUCUAGUUUCCCAAAUUGAUUGCACACUUUUAACACUGGAAUAAUUUAACAUGGGGCGGAACUAUACAUGUUUUGUUUACUGUUUGAGUGUGUAUAUAAAUGUGUUUAUAAAAUUAAUUAAAACAAU